AUGUACCCGAAGAAGAAGAACGACACGAGUGGGAUCUACGUGAAGCUGGACCACGCCCUCUGGGUGGGCGGCAUCAAGAAUCGGGCGAAGCGGUCGAGUCGUCGGCGGCCGGGCUGGGACUACGUAUCCUUCCCUGCCCCCGCGGCCAGCGAGAUGACGGGCGUCCUGGAGAAGGCCUGGGAGAGGCCGUUCGAGGCCGAGCUGUAUCUGUCCAACGCUCACGGCUAUGGAGCCUCCUUGUCCUGGUUUCGCUCUGGGCUAGCUGGCGCGUGGAGCACAUGGAGCUGUGGGUCGACGGUGGGUUUCGCCAUCUUCUCCAGGGGAGUGGCCGUCUCUGGCAACCUGUGGCGGUGGAUGCGAUGGGUGAUGGAGGAGCUCGAGGAUGGCCACCACUCGCUCCUCGUAGCCGACUACGUCCGAGGCGACUGGCGCGACCUCUACCUAGGCGGCAGGCUCGAGACUUCCAUCAUGAUCUUCACCGCGUCUGUGGCCCUCGGGCCAAGUCUCUGGAGUUGCUGCCAGCAGAUGUCAUCGCCACGGCUAGCGGGGGAAACGCCUCCAGGGAUCGCCAUGGACAGCGGCGGGGAGGCGGGCCCCUCCAGGGCGGGUUCGUCGGACGAGUCGAUGCCAGCCAAGGGCACGCAGGAGAUGCCAGCCACGGGGAGCAGCCUGUUCGACCAGAUCGUCCAUCCACGGUCGGGGUUGCGUCGUGCCCGCACGAGCGGGAUGAUCGACUGGUGGAAGCGUUUCGAGGACACGAGCAAGGCGGACAAGGCCUCGCAGGGAUGCCACCCCGCACAGGCCGCGUCGCCCACGGCGGCCACGUCGGGUGCUACGACGUGUCCUUCCAUCGACCUGGGAGCAGCGGAGACGCUGGUGGGCGCGGGGGGAAGCCCCGAGCCGUUGAUGAAGGUAUGCUGGGGCCUCAGGGAGCAGGCGUUGGUCGACCUCGGGAAGAUCGAUGCGCUGUCCACCGUCACCCGCCUUGCGGGCCCCACCUCCCCCGUGGCGCAAGAGCUGCGGGUCAAGACCUACGGGGCGGACGUCAGCUUGGGCAAGUUCGCGACGAUGAGGCUGCACUGCAUGAAGCUGGAUCGGAGGUCGGAGGCCUCGCCCGAGAUCACCCAGACGGCGAGGUACGAGAACCUGUGCGCCCGAGUCUACGCGCUGAUGCGGGUGUUCGAGGACGUGGCAGGCAUCAUCGACGGGAAGCAGCCUCGGGACAGCGGGGCCGACAAGUGGACGUCCAGGGUGUGCUGGGACCCCACGGACGAGCUGGACUGGAGGUCUCUCACGGAGGGCGAGGAGGCGCUCACGAUAGUGGAGCGCUACUUGACGGCCAGGCUGCAGCAGAGGGUUCUUCAACAUACGUAUCCGCAGAUGGAGGGCUCGGACGCGGCAACGGAGGAGGACGAGAGGCCGUUCCUCGAGACCGAGACCCUCUGCCGGGCUGGCCGCUGCUGCCAUGGUCGGUGGUGGCGGACCGCGCGGGGCCGAUACAUCAAGGCGCACUACGACGUGUGUGAGCUCGAGCCGACGGGCUGCUCCGAUCCAUGCCUCACCCACUUCGGGGCGGGGCCGGGGAGGCUCCUGGAGGCGUGGCUAGCUUGGGGCAGCCAGGUGGCCGCGAUCAAGGUGAACGAGGGCGCGGUGGUCUCCGUCGACGCGGGGGAGUCUGCUCGCCCGCCACCAGAGACCAACCCUGCCAGCACCGGGGACAUCUGCCCGCUCGCCACCGAGGACCUCUCCGACGGUACGGGAAGGAUGCCCCGCAAGCCCUACCCCGCCAUGGAAGAGGAGCUGAAGGGCCCAAGGGUCUACCGAGAUUCGUCUUUCCGAUCGAGGACAUUUCUUCCCAUCCUGGUCGAGAAGCCCUGGGAGGCAGGGAUGCUGAGGACCACCGACGAGCUGGUCGAGGGCAUGCCGCUCUUCGGGGUCAUCCAGAAGCGCCAGGUCCGCGCCAUCUGGGACUGGUGGCGGGCCAACCUCCGCUGGCAGACGCCUAUGCACGGGCCCCUGGGCAGCUCCGCGACCCUGACCAACCUGGACCUCUCCAGUCUCGGCGAGGCGGACGUGGUCUACACAGGGGUGGGCGAUGCCCUCGACAGGUUCGACCGCUUCGAGACGCCGCCCGAUGUCUGGCUCUACUUUGUCUUGGAGGGGCUGCCCCUCCACGAGUUCUUCGACUACAUGAGGACCACCAGGCAGGGCUACGUCAUCCCCUAUGGCGGGCCCCUCCUGGCGGUGAAGGUCUUGGUCAAGGGCCGACCGCGGCUCCUGCCUCUGGCCUACUCCAGGCCGAAGGCUCUCACGGCGCGCAGGCUCUGGGCGGAUACCGGGGAUGCGCGCCUGGUCUACGGGGCUCCGACGCACCAGUUGAUCGGGCCCGUCGAUUUCGAGUCAGGGAGCUGGGCGUACAUGGACGACUACGCGGUCGUGGCCUCGUACGCCAGCGCGCGGCAGCCAGUGAGCGAGGUCAUGAAGAGGCGAGGGGAUCGAGUCGUGGGGUGCGGUCAUUCGAUGCCGACCUUACACUAUCUCGGCCAAAAUCGAUCGCACUUGUGGCCUGACUCUGGCGGCGCUGGGGCUGGCGGUGCGGACAUGCUGGACCCCGGAGCCACCGUGAAGCUGUGGGCGUGGGCGGCCAUCUCUCAGCGCAUGGGCCUCGCCAUCCGCGACAGUAUCUACCGCGAGAUGAGGCGCCCAGAGACCGCCAGGACGCCGUUCUGCCUACCAGACGCGGCGAGGUGGGGGCUGACGACGAUGGCCUACUGCGCCACGUUCAGGCACAAGGAUCUCGAGGCGCCCAGGCUCUCGCAGGUGUCUAUGACGGGUAUGACGGACUCCAAGGACAAUGGCCACGGGGUUGCAGUCACCGAGGCCUUGCUGGAGGAGAUCAGGACGGCCACGGGCUACACCGAGAUGAGAGGGUGGACGAUCGCCACCGACGUCUGGGCGCUCUACCUCUUCGCGGGCAGGCGCCGAGAGGGGGAUCUGGAGGAGGCCAUCUACACGCGUGCGGAGUGCGACGGCUACGACAUCCAGAUCUGGUCCAUCGACUCGGUGAUCGAGCCGAAGCACGACCGCCCCAACGACGAGCUGGUCAGCGCGAUUCUGGGUCAGAUGCGCGACGGGCACUUCCACGCAGUGAUUGCCCCGCCGCCAUGUUCCACCUGGAGUCGAUCGUGCUUCCUGAAAGAGAGGCCCAGGCCCCCGCGGACGCGCCUCGAGCCUUGGGGGCGGAGCGACAUACUAUUCGCCACCUUCGAGCACCUCCGCCUGGACCCUGGGGCGCGCCUCCUGCUCACGGCCAUGCAGGCGGUCCGCGAGGUCUGCCGAACUGGUGGCCUGUGCUUGACGGAUCACCCCGCGGACCCAGAGGAGGACCUGUACUCGUCUAUCGGGAACCCCCCCGAGAGGACCUGCCUCGGCGAGGAGGCGGGCGGCCAGAUCCAUCAUAUCGACCAGGGCUGCUACGGAGCUUCGCCGAUGGAGUCGACCAUGAAGGGCAUUUUCGGGGUCUACGACGACGCACUGGACCUCGCCGUGGGCCGUCUCCGCCCGAGAGGCAACCACCGAGGGAGGCAUCCAGCGAUACCCGAGGGGCGAGUGGAGCGGGGUUGCCCCGACAUCUGCACCGCCGCCGCCCAGGCUUUCCAGCCCCCGCGGUGCGCCGCGCGAGGGAGGGCGAUCCUCGAGGCGUUGGCCCGCAUGACGAAGGAGAUAAAGGGCCCCGAUCCAGCGUGCUCGUGGGCCUCUCCAGCUACGACGCCAUUCGGGCCGCCGGGGCCGGGAGGGGCGGAGAUCGAGGUCUUCCCCGCUGUCCCCUGCUUGGAUGCCACCUGCGAGAUGGCGGCCACUCUACGUCGGAAGGUGGAGGAGCACGGAGCACACGAACACCAGCGAGAUGCGGACCGUGGUGGGCGUGCUCCGACACCUUGCCAGAUCGCCACGGAG
Prorocentrum cordatum is the source of this 3957-nucleotide messenger RNA. The record is from the annotation of a GenBank genome assembly. NCBI's taxonomy places the organism in Eukaryota, Dinophyceae, Prorocentrales, Prorocentraceae.